UAAAGCGAGACAAAGAUGAGCCACCAAUCUCACUUUUCCUGCUCCAAAUUCCAAACCCAAUUACAACACACACACACACAUAUAAUACUGUAAUAAAAGCUUACUACAUAUUCUAUAUAUAUAUAUAGUAAGAUAGCAUUUGUAGUAUAUAUCCCCCUUCUUUUGCUUCAGUUGGAUACAUCUUCUUCUCCUAUGAUAAAAGAAGCGCUUCUUCAUCUUCUCCGGAGCUGCUGCUUCUUCUUCUCCUUCUUCUUAUUGUUGUUAUUACUGGUCUUAUUCUAUGAUCACUAUUGGAGGAGAAGAAGGAAGGAGCGGCAGCUCAACCUUCCGCCUGGCGGCGGCGGAGUGGGCUGGCCGCUCGUUGGCGAGACCUUCGCCUACCUCAAGCCCCACCCGGCGGCCUCCGUGGGAGAAUUCAUGGAGAACCACAUCUCCAGGCACGGAAAGAUCUACCGGUCGGACCUGUUCGGUUCCCCGACGGUGGUAUCGGCGGACGCGGGGCUGAACCGGUUCGUGCUGCAGAACGAGGGGCGGCUGUUCGAGUGCAGCUACCCGCGGAGCAUCGGCGGGAUACUGGGGAAGUGGUCUAUGCUGGUGCUGGUAGGGGAAAUGCAUAGGGAGAUGAGGAUGAUCUCCCUCAACUUCAUGAGCAACACCAGGCUCAGGGACCACCUGCUCCCCGAGGUCGAGCGGCACGCGCUGCACGUGCUCCGGUCGUGGCGCGAGGGGCCGCCCUUCUCGGCCCAGGACGAGGCCAAGAAGUUCACUUUUAAUUUAAUGGCAAAGAAUAUAAUGAGCAUGGACCCGGGCGAGGCAGAGACUGAGAAGCUGAGGAGAGAGUACAUAACUUUUAUGAAAGGAGUUGUUUCUGCCCCUCUCAAUUUUCCUGGCACUCCAUAUUACAAGGCUUUAAAGUCGCGAUCGGCGAUUCUUACAGUGAUAGAAAGGAAAAUGGAAGAAAGGAUGCGGAAAAUGAAUCAAAAGGUGGAGAUAAUUGAGGAGGAUGAUCUUCUAGGAUGGGCUAUGAAGCAAUCCAAACUUUCCAAAGAGCAGAUACUUGAUCUCUUACUUAGCUUACUCUUCGCUGGCCACGAGACGUCGUCGAUGGCCUUAGCCCUAGCCAUCUUCUUCCUCGAGGGAUGCCCGAAAGCUGUUCGCGAGCUGCGGGAGGAGCACUUUGAGAUUGCCAGAAAGAAAAAGGACUGUGGAGAGAGCAGAUUAAACUGGGAAGACUACAAGAAGAUGGAGUUCACCCAAUGCGUUAUAAAUGAGACACUACGGCUAGGAAACGUUGUUAGGUUUGUGCACAGAAGAGUUAUUCGAGACGUGCACUACAAAGGGUAUGAUAUUCCUCGUGGAUGGAAAAUUCUACCUGUUUUUGCUGCUGUUCAUUUGGAUUCCUCUCUCUACCAAGAUCCCCAUCAGUUUAAUCCCUGGAGAUGGAAGAGUGGCUUAUCCAGCGCGGUUUCACUGCCGCCAACGAGCAACUUCAUGCCGUACGGUGGCGGUCCGCGGCUCUGCGCGGGGUCGGAGCUCGCGAAGCUGGAGAUGGCAGUGUUCUUGCACUAUCUUGUGCUCAAGUUCAGUUGGGAGUUAGCUGAGCCUGACCAAGCCCUUGCACACCCAUUUCUGGACUUCCGAAAAGGUCUACCAAUAAAGGUUUAUAGCAUCACAUGACAUUUUUUUCUUUUGUCAAUUUAAGGAGAGAUUAAUUAAUGGAAUCAAUUAAGCCAAAUUAGAUCACAUUAGUUUCAAAUUAAGUAAAUUGAUUGAUCAGGAAAAAGAAAAUAGGCUUUUGGGUGUAUAGAUAGGGCAAGGUUUAAAGGAACUAAAGGAGACUAGGAGAGAGAGAGAUUUAGAAAUGAUGAUCAAGUGAUUGUACAUUAUUUUUCUAUUGUAUAUCUCUUUAUUUUGGUGAUUAAUUAAAGUCUAUGAUAAAGGAAAGUGAUCAUAUAUAUAU
Molecule: messenger RNA, 1960 nt
Organism: Ananas comosus (pineapple)
Lineage: Eukaryota; Viridiplantae; Streptophyta; Magnoliopsida; Poales; Bromeliaceae
Product: cytochrome P450 90B1-like
Exons: 8
Coding region: 193-1677 (494 amino acids)
Biological process (GO): sterol metabolic process
Molecular function (GO): iron ion binding; oxidoreductase activity, acting on paired donors, with incorporation or reduction of molecular oxygen; monooxygenase activity
Source: RefSeq, a predicted model, not a curated record